AUGACUUCAAAUAAUAAGCGCGAUUUAACUAACACAAAAAUUCGCCGUUCGAAUAGUCACGAUUCAAUUGUCGAUACCUUACAUCCUACUUCAAGAAUUUUACAUUCAAAAUCGUCGAACAAAGCCACUAGUGGAAGUUUUGAAAUCAAAGAUGAUUCGUCUAUAUCAUCGUCAAACGAGAACAUAUCAAUGUCAAAUGUAGCACAUUCUGCUUUACAACAUUCACAAGGAGCAAUGUCGUCAGGAAAAAUAUAUCGACAUUCACAACCUGAACCACACGCGAUUAAGCAUACAUAUGAAUUACGGUUACCUAUCAAACUUCUGAAAGGUGAAGAAGAAAUAAAGUUACGCGAAGACGUUUCGUAUAGAAUAAAUAGUCGAACAACUUAUCGUGGUGAACUGGUUUUAACAAAAUUUCGACUAAUAUUUGCGACAAAAGUAUCCGAUAAAAUACAGGUGUUAGUCGAUGUACCACUUGGAAUGAUUAGUCAGAUAGAAAGGAUUGGUGGACAAGUACGAAGUAAUAUUGAUGAUGUGUCUUAUGGAAUUGAAAUUAAUUGCAAAGACUUUCGAUGCUAUUUUUUUGAUAAUACGAAAGGACAAAAUCAACGACGAAAUUUACUUGAUCAAUUAACACGUCUAAUAUUUCCAAUAUCAACCAAUAAAAUAGACCUAACAAGUCCUAUUCAAUUUUUUAGUUUAUUUUUUGCGUCAGAUUAUAAGAAGAAAAUGUGUCCAAAUGUUAUUGAUGAAGGAUGGAUCUUGUAUAAUAAAAUGAAAGAUUACACAAGAAUGCAAAAUUGUGACCCACAUUGGACAAUCAAUGCUGAUAUUAAUAAAGGCUAUGCAUUAUGUGACACGUACCCUGAUAUACUAGUUCUUCCGUCCAAUUUUGAUACAUCUCGAUUGUCACGUGUGUCGGAAUUUCGUAGUCGAGCACGAAUACCGGUAGUGCUUAGUUGGUAUAGUCGAGAAACAUACGCAACAAUAACACGUUCUAGUCAACCAUUAACUGGUUUGUCGAAUAAAACAUGUGAAGAUGAUAUUGAUUUAUUACGUAAAGUAGCCGAUGCCAAUGUAAAUCAAGGACCAAAAUUAUUAAUAUUAGAUGCUCGUCCAAAAAUGCAUGCUAUGGCAAAUAUGGCCAAUGGUGGUGGUUAUGAAGAUUAUCCAAAUUGUGAAUUAGAAUUUCAUAAUAUUCAGAGUAUCCAUGUUAUGCGCGAAAGUUUGAGAAAAUUACAAGCUAGUUUACGUGCAGUCGCAUAUGAUGAUAAAACAUGGUUUAGCGAUUUGGAAAAUUCAAACUGGCUAUUUCAUAUAAGGGCAAUAUUAACUGGUGCCUUUAGGCUUGUAUCGUUAGUUUACAAUGAGAAACGUUCGGUGCUUGUUCACUGUAGCGAUGGCGGGGAUCGAACUGCACAAUUAACAUCAUUAUCCAUGCUUAUGCUUGAUGGUCACUAUCGUACAUUAAACGGCUAUAUGAUUUUGAUAGAAAAAGAGUGGCUCAGUUUCGGACAUAAAUUCUUUCUGCGUAUUGGUCAUGGUGACAAAAGUGAUUCUGAACGAUCACCAGUAUUUUUACAGUUUUUGGAUUGUACAUUUCAAUUACUUCAACAAUUUCCAUCCGCAUUUGAGUUUAAUGAAAAACUUUUAAUUACUAUAGCUGAUAAUCUGUAUUCGUGCCAAUAUGGAACGUUUUUACUCAAUUCAGAAAAACUCAGAACAGAAAUGAAAGUUUCUGAACAUACAAUGUCGUUAUGGACACAUGUAUUGCGUGAGAGAUCACUGUAUUUGAAUCCAUUUUAUAAUGAUAAAAUCGAGAAAGUACUUUUGCCGAAUAAUGCUAUAAGACAAAUCAAGUUAUGGAAGAAUUAUUAUUGUCGUUAUGUGCCAAGUUUCAAAUCAUCACUAGUAAGUUUGCGUCUUACUUUCUUUCUUGUGGACAGCUUGACCAUUUGGUAAACAAGUUAACAAAAUGAAGAACUGAGGAUUACUUAGGGCAAUCCAAAAGUAGUGAGGAAGGUACUUUAUUUUCUUAAGGAGCGCUUCAAAAACAUUUCUCUGUUAAUGAACAGAUAGAGCGUCUUUCGCUCUAUUUUUCUAUGCUAUUUGAUCAAUAUUCAACUAAUAUUAUAAUAAUAAAAUUUCGAUAAGAUCUGUUUCUUUCGCAUAUGUGCUGGUAGCAUGCAUGAAUGCUCGUGAGUACUUUUUGCAUAACGUUUGAUAACAACAAGAUAGAGAACUGUGGUUUUCACCGUUGGAAAGAGGACAUGAAGACGCACCGAAUUGUAUAUUACUGAUUUUUUUAAUAUGAUUUUCGAAGUGUUUUUAUUCAAUUUUCUAACCGUCGGAAAAAUUUUUGUUCAUGAAAAAAAGCAAAAACAAAAAAGUUGAUAGAAAAUUGUAGUAGAGGGUCGUCUAAAAUACGUACUAUCCCGAAAUAAUUAAAUUUAAACAUCUGAGUCUCUUGCAGUUUGUAGAUCUUCGAUUAGCGGUUUGAAUGUUAGCCU
Molecule: messenger RNA, 2510 nt
Organism: Didymodactylos carnosus
Lineage: Eukaryota; Metazoa; Rotifera; Eurotatoria; Philodinida; Philodinidae
Source: the annotation of a GenBank genome assembly